This is a messenger RNA of Geodia barretti, 474 nucleotides long. The record is from the annotation of a GenBank genome assembly. Lineage: Eukaryota; Metazoa; Porifera; Demospongiae; Tetractinellida; Geodiidae.
AUGGCAACCCAUCAAGAACGGCAAUACCCGGACGCCCCGGAGCAGAUCGUCCCGACGAGCCUCAACGACUAUCUGGAAGUGAUGACCAAGGCCGUUUUCCAGAGUGGCAUGUCCUGGAAAGUGGUCAACACCAAGUGGCCGGGAUUCCAGGCUGGCUUCCAGGGCUUCGAUGUCGCCGCAGUGGCCGCGAUGGACGAAUCGGCCAUCGACACCCUUGCCGCCGACACGGCAAUCAUUCGCAAUCGCCGCAAGAUCGUCGCCACGGUCCACAACGCGCAGCGCCUCAUCGACCUUGAGGAAGAACACGGCGGGGAUAUCCGCAACUACCUGCGCUCUCAGGGCGAGUUCGAAUCGCUCAUCAAGGACGUGCGUAAACAGUUCAAGUAUAUGGGUGACGUCGGCACCUAUUACUGGCUGUACGUCCUGGGCGAAGACGUGCCCGGCUGGGACGAGUUCUGUAGCCGCGGCCAUUAG